Drosophila eugracilis is the source of this 1139-nucleotide messenger RNA. RefSeq names its product inositol oxygenase. The coding region runs from base 88 to 966 and encodes 292 amino acids. The record is from RefSeq and is a predicted model, not a curated record. Gene Ontology annotation, cellular component: cytoplasm. Lineage: Eukaryota; Metazoa; Arthropoda; Insecta; Diptera; Drosophilidae. Gene Ontology annotation, biological process: inositol catabolic process. Gene Ontology annotation, molecular function: iron ion binding; inositol oxygenase activity. The transcript has 4 exons.
CCAGCGAUUCAAAAGUGUUUCGCUUUCUCAAGUGCGCGGUUACUACCCAAAAAUUUUUAAGUUCUUUAACAUUAAAUAUUAAUCAUAAUGAGAAUCCUUGCGGAGAACCACGUCCACCUUCUGGAUCCUUCGGAGCUGAUGCGGCCAGAGCCCACAUUUGCCGACAAAAAUCCAUCCAAAUUCCGGGACUACAGUGUGGACACCACUGAUCCCUUGAAGGAACGUGUUCGUCAGACCUAUCGUCAGAUGCACUUGAACCAGACUGUGGAUUUCGUCAAGGGUCGCCGCGAUCGCUGGCUAAAGUUCAACACCAUUAAGAUGACAGUGCGUGAGGCUCUGGAGAAGCUAAACGAUCUAGUGGACGAAUCUGAUCCCGAUCUGGAUUUGCCGAACAUUAUCCACGCCUUCCAAGCAGCCGAGCGUGCACGUGCCGAGUUCCCAGAGCACGAUUGGCUACAUCUUACAGCUCUCAUUCACGAUCUUGGCAAGAUUAUGGCCUUCUAUGACGAGCCACAGUGGGCAGUGGUGGGUGACACCUUCGCUGUGGGUUGCCGUUGGGGCGAUAGCAUCGUCUACCGGGAUGAGAGCUUUGAGGGAAAUCCCGAUGGAGAUAAUCCUGACUAUAACACCGAGUUGGGAAUCUACCAGCCCAACUGUGGUGUGGACAAUCUGCUAAUGUCCUGGGGACACGAUGAAUACAUGUAUUCAGUGCUGAAACACAACAAGACUAAGUUGCCCGAUGUGGCAUGCAACAUCAUUCGCUUCCAUUCGUUCUAUCCUUGGCACAAUGGCGGUGACUACAAGCACCUGGAGGCACCCAAGGACGCGGAGACCAAGAAGUGGGUGCUAAUCUUCAAUCGCUAUGAUUUGUAUACUAAGAGCGAGGUGGUUCCUGAUAUUGAGGCUUUGUGGCCGUACUACCAGACCCUGAUCGACAAAUAUUUGCCGGGAGUCGUGGAGUUCUAAGCAAAUUUUGUUUUCUAUACUUUACAAUCCUAUUUACCAGAAACCUUAAAUAUCCCCCAAAUAUUACAUUUUAUUUCUUAGAUAACAUAUAUACUUAAAAUAUAAUAUAAUACAUGUCUUUAACAUAUACUCAAUAUAAAAACAUUCUACAAAAACUAAGAGUGCUAAAGAUA